CGCUUGACCGUGGUGGCCACAACCCAAAUAGUAAAAAAUAAAUGCACGUGACAGUCGCGUCGAAAAAGAUGAACCGCGUGUUGCAACGUCACAGCCACAACAGUUAACCUGAACUUCACGCUUUAAUCUCUACAAACACAUCGUUGACGACGGUUCCGACUCACUACGCUUACGACAGAUAAUACCCGUCAUGUUCAAGGGAAUUUUACCCUCAUCAAAAAGAAUAUCUUCCUCAGAAUUCACCAUGGUCACCAGCCUUGGAGAUCCACUCACCGGAAAGGAGAACGUCCCUGACAAUAAUAACGUUGCGGCUCCUACAGUCGCAAAAUCAGGGAAGGGAACUCUUUACAAGGGUAGUUCAAAGCAAGAAAAGUCAAAGACUAUGACUCGGGCCUCACAGGACCUUGUGGUCGAGCCGGUAGUGAUGAACCAAGCCUUUGACAAACUGUUGGACGACCUACAAAUUCCUUCCACUGUUCGUUUGAAGCUAGUUGGCAUGGAUUCAACCGUUAAAGCCGCCAUGCUCAAAUCAUCUCAUGUUCUGACAUCAAAUCCGACCUCUGGCUCACCAAGCACCCCAAUGACAUUGAGAAAAGCACGCAGUAGCGAAUCUGUCGGUUCGCCUCUCCCGCCUUCUCUGAGUUAUGACGAGAUGCCUACGAAAGGCAGUUGGAUGUCUGGUCUCUCCGGAAAGAGUACAACAGAUCUCCACGCACUCGAUAGCAAGCAAGGUCACGACCGCGGUUCAUCCUUUGACGCCGCACGGACAUUAUCUCAUGGUCAAACUUCUCCGGUUAUCCCAGGCGACUUGAUUACGAGCAAAUCCAAGGACAAAGGCUUCGUUAAGAGCAUAACUCCUGUCAAGUUCUGUAGCAUCUUGACAUCGACUUCCAGCACUCAGCUAGGAAUGGAGACAGUCAAGAAGCUCCGACUACUUCUACGAAAUGAGUCGGCAACUUGGUCGGAAGACUUCCUGAGAUUAGGUGGAUACAAUGCUCUGCUGACGCGAUUGAACGAAAUACUCGAAGUCGAGUGGCGAGAAGAGCAGCAUGAUGACCAGAUGUUGCAUGAAUUACUUCGAUGCUUCAAGGCCUUGUCGACUUCUUCAAUAGGUUGCUUUGCUUUGCGCAGCUCGUGUCCAACUCCGUUCGUGCAAUUGGUCUCUUUGCUUUACUCUGACAAGAAACCCGGAGACGUGGCAACGAGACAGCUCAUCGUCGAAUUAUUGCUCAUCUUGUUCGAGUUAUACCCUUCUUCAUCGCUCCCAUCCACUGGUAGCCGUCCACGUCGUGAAGCUUGGGAACCUGAGGGCCGUUCAUCCUCGAGUCUCAUCACUCUCCCUGCGCCACACAAGAAUUUUUACUCGUUGAUCCGUGCUCUCCUCCUGACACCUGCUCCCCCUCCAACCGAAUCGCCUGCGGCGCCUGUGUCACCUCAUGCUUUCAUUGAAUCGCUACAUCGCCCGAGGAUCUAUAAAACUUACCUUCAGGAGCUUUCGGACGUUUGUAGAGAUUACUUCUGGGUGUUCUGUCACCCAAAUAACACAGUCUGGAACUUGGCCGAGGUGGAUGAGGGUAAGGUGGAGAAGCCCAAAGCACCUGGGGGUAUGACUGGAGGUGUCGAAUUCGAAGCUAUGGGGUACUUUACGAUGCACCUCAAACUCAUCAACGCAAUUGCUAGAUCUGCUCAUGAACUGAACCUGCCCAAGGAACACGACAUGUCUACACACCGCUUCCACGCUGACCUAUUUGCGUCUGGAUUCGAGCGGAUCAUUUUGAUAUCGCGCAAGACAUCCGCAACAUAUUAUCCGACGUUGCAUCUCGAGCUUGCGCGAUACAUUGCCUGGGCGGGUGCAGCAAGAUUCGAGCUGCCGUGGACUGUAUCGCGACUGAUUGGUCCUCCCCCAGCAGCAUUAGCCAAGAUGACUGCCAACCAACAACAGAGACCAAGUCGACAAGGCCAAAGCCCACAGAGUUCGGCGACCAAGAGACCCCCUCCGGGCUUUAUUGGGCUGCCGUCUCCUAAGAAGGUUGAACCCAUCAAGUUUGAUUAAAUGGAAGUACUGCGCAGGGAGAGCUGGCUUCCUGGUAGCGGUUUUUUUUGAUCUAAACCGAUGAUGAUCUCAUUCGUUCUGUUGUACGUUUUAGCCAUGCUUUUUUUUUUUUUUGCUUUUCUUACAAUGAGGUGCACGAAACAUGAUAAAUUAAUUACAACAAUAAAAUGUUGGAAGUGUCUGGGUUAUA
Messenger RNA from Suillus paluster, 2243 nucleotides. Its product is annotated as armadillo-type protein. NCBI's taxonomy places the organism in Eukaryota, Fungi, Basidiomycota, Agaricomycetes, Boletales, Suillaceae. Gene Ontology annotation, molecular function: small GTPase binding; actin binding. The transcript is spliced from 6 exons. Gene Ontology annotation, biological process: actin cytoskeleton organization. Bases 191 to 2053 code for a protein of 620 amino acids. The record is from RefSeq and is a predicted model, not a curated record.